Messenger RNA from Sporothrix brasiliensis 5110, 1947 nucleotides. RefSeq lists its product as uncharacterized. The record is from RefSeq and is a predicted model, not a curated record. Lineage: Eukaryota; Fungi; Ascomycota; Sordariomycetes; Ophiostomatales; Ophiostomataceae. The transcript has 3 exons. The coding region runs from base 1 to 1947 and encodes 648 amino acids.
AUGUCAGUCUUUUCCUUCCUCCACCGUCUCGUGUGCAGAAAAUGCAAAAACACGACCGGCUCUCAUCGUGUUAAGCGGCGUCUAAAGCGACUACCGCGGCUAGAGCAGGAACAGGACGAGUGGAGGCCAUCGUGGAUGCAUGAGACUUGCGACUUGGAGUUCUCCAACGAGAACGACGGAAUUGAUGACGGCUCCUUGGUUGUCGAGCUUGACGCCCGCCCUCCUUCGUCCUCCGAUCCUCCUACCCUGCCUGUCGUUCCUGCCUCUCCGCCAGUUCUUGGCAUCGGUAUACAGACACGAACGGCAGGCACGACCAACCGCUACUCAUUGUCACGGUCGUCUUCGUCGCCGACCCUCACCGUCUCGUCGUCGCGAUCCUCUCUUACGAGAAUGCCAGCCGUCCAUAACCUUCGCUUGCGCAGCAGCAGUUCCUCCGUCUCCGGUGCCGAGUCUUCCCCGCCGCAACUGAGGCUGUCUUGGGAACACGCGCCACCUUCGCCGUUGAUCUCCGAGCCGAAGUACUGCCGCAGUCCGAAAUUUGUACCUACGGUAUUUGUUGACGUGAAGCCGCUUACGGUUCUCUCGAAGGAACGGCGUUACCCGCUUCUCACUCUUGACGCUGAUUCCGACGAGACUGAGAGUAAUGAUGAAUCCAUCUCUCCAACCUCUUCUGUCUGGUCGCCGGUCACCGAACGCCCUCUACCUCAUCUCCUCGGCGACUUCCAACCGGUGAAGCCCACGCCGCGUGUUGGCGUCAACUUUACACGAAACAACAGGAUCUCUCCGUUGGCUGCCCGGCGCGACUCUGGUGGUAACUUUGGUAACAGAAAUUGUACCAACGCCGCUAACACCAACGUCUCUAGCGGUCCCCGAUACAUUCCCGCCUCGAAGACUGUGGUGACGCCCCGGCUUCGUCCUUCGGUUCAACGGUCACCGCUGCAACAGACUUUGCCGGUCCUCCGCGUCACCGCACCGUUUGACGAGAGCCUGGGCACGUCAUAUCGGCCUCCACAGAAGCUCAUCCACCGCAAGUCCGUCCUUGCCUCCUCUUCAGUGAGCGAGACACCAACGGCACCGAUCAAGGCGGAACUGUCCAACGGGACCAUCCGUCCUUAUGACCAGACGCACUCAAGACGUCAUGCACAGCAGGUGAUGUCACUGACACUUUUGUCAUCGUCUUCGUCCCACCCCUUGUCGCCCGAUAGCGUCGCUCCCCACAUGCUUCGCUUGAUCCCAUACAACUCGCGGCAAGGCUACAGCAUGCUACAGACGCUUCGUCGCCUGCUCGUUGUCCCUGUCGACUGGUCGGCAGCACAGACUCUUCUGUUUGUCCUGCAGCGCCCGGCUGUCCGCCGUUUGGCUCUGCCGUUCCACUUGUCGUCAUCACCGUCGCCGACCGACUGGAAGCACUUCCAAGAUCUGCUCGGCGUCGCCCGCUGCAACUCGCUUGGCUGGUACGGCAUCAUGCAAACCAUAGAAGGACCCAUGCGGUACCAUACGGCCCGCGAGCACAGCCACCAGAGCUUGCGCACGAACUUUCACGACGUCCCCUCCGCUCUCGCCCCCUGCUCCAACCCGCGUGCGCUCUCCGGCAACACCCGUUUCUCCGUCGCCGAGUGUGACCUCGUCGCCCGCUGGCUGGCCAGUGGCGAGCCGUUGUUUACACGUCAGACGACGCUGCCGAUGGUGCUAAUGCGCAAGAGCAGGCAGCCGCUGCUGCGGAGCUCUCCGAGCCGGAUGCGUCUUCAGCGUCUCCAGCAGCAGGCACGCGGUCGCACGCCGCUGUCACCGCUUACGUCGUCCUCUGUCCACACCAGGGACCUCAAGGAACACAACGACCCGGCCAUCCGCUACGACAUUGCUCGUAAUCCGCGCUGCCGGCAUCAUCAACUGUGGACGGGUGCAGGUAAGAGUCGACUGUCCGUCGCAUGCUUGGCCGAGUAUUAA